ACGUCGUUUCUUUCCCCUAAUUUUGGGAAGCUGAAAUAUCUGAAAUUUUGACCUUUCCAUUCUGUGCACAGAAAUCGCUGGGUUACGGCGACGGGCUGAAGGAAGAAGCUCAUGGCGGGAGAAGAGGUUGCUGGUCCGGCAGGCCCUAAGGUUCUCCGUCUCCUCUAUUUCGCCGGCGCCGGAUUCAUUUUCACCAUCGCGAUAAACAAGUGGCGGGAGAUCGAGCGUAAUUCUCUGUUGGAACAACAGCAGAAGCAGCGGUUGAAUCAUCAAUUGUCGGAAUCUCGUAAUGAUUCGGUGCAGAAAGUCGUCGAGUGAUCUUAGGGGUGCUGCUCAAGGAUCUUAAGAUGCUUUCAGCUCAUCAGUUAAGUCCCUCACUUUCCACAAGAUUUAUCGUCAUUGUUAAAACUUAAAAGUACAUGUAGGAUUUAUCUAUGUUUUUUAGCUGUGCUGCUGGGUAGAUUUGAGCCAACACCAAGGAAAUGAUGUCUCUGUUAAUAGUACUGUGUUUUCCUUCGUCCCUAAUCCAGCCAUCUCUUCUGUCUCUAAUCUCUUUUAUAUGUACAAGUUCAUCAUGCUCUAAAGGAAACAUCAUUUUCAACUUGUACUACCAAAAGCGUUUCUAGUAUUAAUUUCUCCUUUGCUACC
Molecule: messenger RNA, 648 nt
Organism: Benincasa hispida (wax gourd)
Lineage: Eukaryota; Viridiplantae; Streptophyta; Magnoliopsida; Cucurbitales; Cucurbitaceae
Source: RefSeq, a predicted model, not a curated record